Galendromus occidentalis (western predatory mite) is the source of this 1442-nucleotide messenger RNA. It is a transcript of the gene mRpS9, whose product is annotated as mitochondrial ribosomal protein S9. The record is from RefSeq and is a predicted model, not a curated record. Gene Ontology annotation, molecular function: RNA binding; structural constituent of ribosome. The coding region runs from base 71 to 1342 and encodes 423 amino acids. NCBI's taxonomy places the organism in Eukaryota, Metazoa, Arthropoda, Arachnida, Mesostigmata, Phytoseiidae. Gene Ontology annotation, biological process: translation. Gene Ontology annotation, cellular component: ribosome; mitochondrial small ribosomal subunit. The transcript has 7 exons.
GUUGUUGGAGGGGUCGUGCGCGAGGAAGCGCCGGGAUCUCUCACGCAGUGCUCUGUAACAGGGGAAGGAGAUGUGGAACCGUGCUCUACUGAGUCCGGUUCUCAGAGAUGGGGCCCAUAAAGUCCUAGGGGUCGUCGCGGCUCGCGCGAAUUCAUCUACGCAGAGCUCAACGAAGCUCGAGAACGUCCUGGAACCUAUGGUCAGGAAAGAUGAAAAAGCCCAGAAGAUCAACCGCGCCAUGAGAGCUUAUCUGGAACGAGCUCAGACGCAGGAGAAAUUCCUUUCGGAGAAGAAAGAAGAAUUCGAAUUGGGGAAACGACAUCUGGCUAACAUCAUGGGCUGGGACCCUGAGGAGAUCACUCAAGAAAAUAUUGACGAAGCCAUCCAAUAUCUUCUGCCGUCCGGGUUGUUCGAACCGAAAGCUCGGCCGAUGAUGAAGCCUCCCGAAAUGAUAUUUGCGAAACAGAAACUGGCCGAGUUCGACUAUACUGGCCGUCCCCACAAUUCCCUGUUCUACACGGCAAGAGGGAACUUCUACGGCCGGCUACAUGAAGCGUUCUCGCAUGUUUUACGGCUCAAUGAGCAUCAGCUAGCAAUGCGUAAGAAAGGAGUGAGGACGCCCGAGGCGGCUGAGCAAUUCGAUUUGAGACCCUACGACUGGAUCAACCAGGGAGAGUUGGCUGAACUGUGCUUGGAACGGAUCAAAGACGAGCACCACGAUUAUUUCAUACGCUCGAUGACACGAUUGGCAGAGCAUCCAUACUCGAACAUGGCUCGGGAAAUCCUGCUGAAGUACCUGAAACCCAAACAAGUCGAAACCCACGAGCAAGAGAUUCUGCCCCUGAUGCACGACGAAGCUGGCAAUCCCUACAUGGAGGCUAGAGGGGAGAGAAAGUCCUUGCGGGCGAUCGUCAAAGUCACCGGCAACGGUACUGGGGAAACUCUGAUAAAUAAGAGCAUGAGCGUCGAUGAGUACUUCCCUGAGCUGAAAGAUCGAUUGCAAGUCAUGUUUCCGCUGCAAUUCGUCGGACUGCUGAAUAAGGUUGACGUAGAGGCGACGAUUUUCAAACGACACGACGAAUACGAGUUGGGGGAGAUGGCGAAAAGCACCGAAGAGGAGCAGAAAGAAUUAAUCAAACCUCUAGAGCUGCGGAAGGGUCAAGCGGCCGAAGCCGGUGCGAUACGACUCGCUCUCUCGAGAGCUUUGUGCUCCUUCGUCACUGAAGAAGAUGUCAAGCUCAUGAGACUCUCUGGACUCCUCACGAAAGACAAGCGGAAACGAGAGAGGAAGAAGCCUGGCAAGAGAGGCGCGAGGAGGAGAUACCCGUGGCGAAAACGAUAGAAGCGAAUGUUGGGUUCACAUCAGCAGAGAUAUUGGGGGGAUACUUUCAUUAUAUACCAAGCUACUUUGAUGAAUAGAAUAUAUCUGCACAUAAACCUAA